GACUCUUGUCCCUCAACUUUUAUUAAAUAAAAAGAUUUUUUUUAUUGGUUCAUCGUUUUACAUGAAAUUUAUAAAAUAAACUCGAAUAAAUUGGAGAAUAAUAGAACUAAACAUCACGUUUUAUAAGAUUUAUAAACUUUAAUAUAAGAUUAUUCGUUUAUGAAACGACAAUAAAAAAGCUAAAACAGACAAUCAGACAAACGGCUCUGUAACUAAAACUAGUUCUUCUUCUCUUGGUUUUGUCCGAUUUGAUCAAGAACAUGAGUUGGUGGUGGGCUGGUGCCAUCGGAGCUGCCAAGAAAAAAAUAGACGACAACUAUGAGCCGACGCAAAGCUACCAAAGCGUCGCACUCAUCAUCGGCGUCACCGGAAUCAUCGGAAACAGCCUCGCCGAGAUUCUCCCUCUCUCCGACACUCCCGGCGGUCCAUGGAAAGUCUACGGCGUCGCUCCCAGUCCUCGUCCCACCUGGAAACCCGAUCAUCCCGUUGGUUACAUCCAGUGCGACGUCUCCAACGCCGAGGAAGCUAGAUCAAAGCUUUCUCCUUUAACAGACGUCACGCACGUCUUCUACGUCACGUGCACAGACCUUGAGAGCGAGGCUAACGGCUCCACGCUACGUAACGUCCUCCGCGCGGUUGUCCCCAGCGCAAAGAAUCUCCGACACGUUUGUCUCCAGACAGGGACCAAGCACUACUACAUCGACAAGUCUCUUGAUUCUCCUUUCACGGAGGAUAUGCCGAGGUUGAAGAUCAAGAACAACUUCUAUUACAGUCUGGAGGAUGUUCUGUUUGAAGAGGUCAAGAAGAAGAAAGAGAGUAGUACCGUGACUUGGUCCGUACAUAGACCGAACACUAUCUUUGGAUUCUCUCCUUACAGUUUGACGAACGUUGUGGGGACUCUCUGCGUCUACGCAGCCAUCUGCAAGCAAGAAGGGUCUCCGUUGCUUUUCCCUGGGAGCAAGGAGGCGUGGGAAGAAUUCGCGGCGGCCUCGGACGCUGACUUGGUCGCUGAGCAGCAGAUUUGGGCUGCGGUUGAUCCGUACGCCAAGAACGAGGCGUUUAACUGCAACAACGGGGAUGUCUUCAAGUGGAAACAUCUGUGGAAGGUUCUUGCCGAGAAGUUUGGAAUCAAGGAGUUUGGAUUUGAGGAAGGGAAGAAUGUUGGGUUGGUGAAGAUGAUGAAAGGGAAAGAGAGAGUGUGGGAGGAGAUUGUUAAGAAGAAUCAGUUGAAAGACAGGAAGCUUGAGGAUGUCGGUGUGUGGUGGUUUGCUGAUGAUGUGCUAGGUGUUGAAGGGAUGAUUGAUAGUAUGAACAAGAGUAAAGAACAUGGCUUCCUUGGUUUCAGGAACUCCAAGAACUCUUUCAUCUCGUGGAUUGAUAAGUACAAGGCUUUCAAGAUCGUGCCUUGAUUCAUCUUCUAUACAUUGUCACAACAAAAGUGGAUGUAACUCUUGUUUUUUCUUUGUUUUAUUUCUCGGAUUUUUACUUGUGUGCAGAAAGAUAAAAAUAAAGGCGGGUUUCAUUUGUC
This is a messenger RNA of Brassica napus (rape), 1528 nucleotides long. Its product is annotated as 3-oxo-Delta(4,5)-steroid 5-beta-reductase-like. The coding region runs from base 261 to 1409 and encodes 382 amino acids. NCBI's taxonomy places the organism in Eukaryota, Viridiplantae, Streptophyta, Magnoliopsida, Brassicales, Brassicaceae. The record is from RefSeq and is a predicted model, not a curated record. The transcript is spliced from 2 exons.